Molecule: messenger RNA, 2461 nt
Organism: Heteronotia binoei (common prickly gecko)
Lineage: Eukaryota; Metazoa; Chordata; Lepidosauria; Squamata; Gekkonidae
Gene: MNMIP1
Product: SH3 domain containing 21
Exons: 17
Coding region: 99-1607 (502 amino acids)
Molecular function (GO): protein binding
Source: RefSeq, a predicted model, not a curated record
AUAAAGGGAGUGUCUGGUUCUCUUUUCUCACUUCGUCUGUGAAAGGACAGCGGGAUAUAUGCAGAGGGAGGCAACGAGAAGCAGAGGAUUCAGCUGCCAUGGAGGUCCUGGUGCUGGUUGACUUUGAGGGCCAGCAGGGUGAUGAGUUGAAGAUCAAAGCCGGUGACAUCAUCUGCAAGGUGCAUCCAGGCCCGGAAGAGGGGUGGCUCCAGGGCGAACUAGGAGGCAGGACAGGACUCUUCCCCCAGCAGCUUGUGCAGGAAAUCCCAGCAAGUCUCCGAGCAGAUGGCUCCCAGCGGUGUCCCCGAUCCGUCCGCAGUGUCCAUGCUGUGAAAAAGCAGCCCCUGCCGAAGCAGCGCUGGUGCCAGGUCACCUUCCCGUAUACGCCUGCCAAGGAAGAUGAGCUGGAAUUGUGCCCCGGAGAGCUGGUGCAGAUCUUGGAGGAGAUUGAGGAUGGCUGGUGGCUGGGCAAGAAGAGCGGGAAAUUGGGAGCCUUCCCCUCCAACUUCGUGCAAGAACUGGGCAGCCAGCCUCCAGAGCCAGUCUUCCUAGAGCCCAAACUGGGGGCAGGGAAACAACGGCCCAAAGUAACAGAUGAGACAUUCAUGCUGACCGAGACGGAGGCUGUGAAGCCAGAGACGGUGAUGGAGAAGCCCGUUCCACCAGUUCAGAAGCCCCAGACGCAACAAACCUCUGCAGGUAACUCACCUCUCUAUUGCCGAGUCAUGUUUGAUUAUGAGCCAGAGCAUGAAGAUGAGCUGCUGCUCAAGAAGGGUGACUUGGUUCUCUUGCUGAACAAGGACACCAUGGAUGUGGGUUGGUGGGAAGGGCAGAUCCAAGGCAAGAGGGGCCUCUUCCCUGACAACUUCGUCAUGCCUUUGCCCCAAAUGCCACCUGAGAUCAAAUCCCAAGUGCCAGCCAGGAGCAAAAACUCUGCUACCAAGUCAGCCAAGAAGCUCUUCCAUGGCAGCAAAGUGGACUUAAGGCAUCUUGGAGACCACAAAGAUGCAAAGGAACAGAAGACAGAUGCCCCCAAGUUGAAUCCUCCUGCAAAGAAGUUUCCACCUCCUUCUCCUGUAACGGCAAAGGCCAGACCAGCCCCUGUUGUGUCCCACAAAUCCUCAAGUGUUCCCACUUCCUGCAUGGCAACCCCUGGGGGGAAAGGCAAGCCUAGUGAGGCAGAAACCCCUCCUUUCGAUGCUCUCCUCGUUUCCCAUGCCAAACUGAGCCACCCAACAGCUGACCGCCCCAAAAUGCCAGGGAAGAGGCCUCCCAGCCAGCCGACAGCAGAUUCAGGGGGGAAAGAGCCAUCCUUACCCAUCAGAGAGGAAGCUGCAGCCAGUGAAAUGCCUCAAGUGGAGGAACACGCAGCAUCUCUGGAGGACCUCAAGGCAGAGCUCAGCUCGCUGAAGAUGCACAUAGAGCUGUUGCAGGCUCAGCAUCGGAGAGACAUGGAAGAGCUGAAGAAGCAGCUGUGUCAAGAACAGUCUAAGAGGGCAGCCCUAGAAACUGAAAUUGAGCAGUUGAAGCACACCCUAGCCCAUGAGUGUAGGACUGUGACCUCUGAGAAUGGAACCCCAAACCUCAGAGCUGCUUCAAUGGCAUAGAAUUCAUGGCUGCCUGUCUUCUUCACUGUGGACUGUUGAGGGGAGCGAGUUCUGUUCUCCCUUGGCCUGAAACUGCUGGGGAAGAAUUCUGUCUUCUGCUCUGCAGAAUCUGGGCUUGUCUUCUCUUCUGCCCGAGAUGAGCUGCAAGGUCCAGCCCCACCUGCUUCCCCGUGCUUGAGCUCUUCUGCUUCACCUGGGCCUGCAGGGAACUGGGAACACCUCUCCUGCCCCCCCCCCCGCCCUGCAUGGCCUGAGGGUGGGGGUUGGGCUGGGCCAGGCACAAUUGUGAUCACAGUCAGUCUUGCAGACUGGUGCUGCCAGGGUCAGUUUCACCAUUCCCUUCCUGCUGCCUGAAUUUCCUGCCUUCUGGAGUGGGUGAAUCCCACCAGGGCUUGGUCUGGGCUGGACUUGACUGUCCAGCAGGUCACUUUGACUUGGGGAAGGCAGUCCAAGAAGCUGUUUGCACAUGUGGCACACAGUGACAUAUGGAACGGGUUUAACUUGUGGUUUGCCCUUGAAAAGUAUGAGACCUUUUGCCAGUAUACUUGGAGGAUUCUGACAGAAUCCAGAUUUUUUAGGGGGUGCGGAAUGGAAAGCAGUGAUUAAACUGUUUUAGACUGAUUAUUUUGGUGGCUCCCUUUCUGCAUUCCUUCUGCCAGGUAGCCCUUGGUGUAAAAUACUCAACUGCUGCUGUUUUUAAUGGUUACUAAUAUUCGGCGGGGGGGGGGGGGGGGCAGGAAUUAAGAAAUGUUCUUUUUCCCCAGGCAGCUGCUGGUACAAGGUCAAAUGGCUGGAAACUGUUGUGCAUAGUUCAACUUCCUCUUAAUUUAAAAUUAAAUAUUUUUUAUAUUUAA